Molecule: messenger RNA, 760 nt
Organism: Protopterus annectens (West African lungfish)
Lineage: Eukaryota; Metazoa; Chordata; Ceratodontiformes; Protopteridae
Product: disabled homolog 2-interacting protein-like
Exons: 4
Coding region: 197-616 (139 amino acids)
Source: RefSeq, a predicted model, not a curated record
UUCUCUUGACAGCAGCAAGUUUGCCUUUGUUUAAACUUGUGUAUUUCAGAUGCUUGGCCUAAGUAUUCCGCUUCUUUACCAUGUGGACAGGAAAUAAGUUGUCAGUGACUACAAAUAAGACAUUUUUGACAUGGAAACUAGGUUUUAUGAAAAACAUAAGACUGUACUGAUGUAAAGAAAGUAAAUAAAUGAAGACAUGUCAUUUAACAGCAGAAGAAACUUCGGGAAACCAUCUUACUACUAUAGGCUGCUUGGAAGGUCACGACUUCAGAGACAUCACAGUAGAUCUAGAAGUCGCAGCAGAGUACCAAAAGGGGAGUCACCACCCGAGCGGCCUGGCAGGAGACGAAGUAUGCCUGGCAGUGCUUCAGAGAAAAGCACCACAAUGGAGUCAGCUGCUGCAACUCCUUUCCGUGUAACGGGGUUCCUCACUCGCCGACUGAAGGGUUCCAUCAAAAGGACAAAGAGUCAAUCCAAGCUAGAUAGGAACAGCAGUUUCCGGCACAUUUUACCUGGGUUCAAGAGUACAGACAAUGAAAGAUACUACACUAAGAAGAACUCAAGUCAACAUAUGAACAUAGACAACCAUCAAGGCAGAACCAAUACAGAAAUAUAAAAGAAACUACAACAAGAAGACAUACCAAAAGCUUUAAAACUAUGAAGACAUACCAAAAGCUUUACAACUAUAUCUACUAAUAUAAUUAUUUCCUAACAUUUCCUGAAAAAUUAAAAAAUAACAUGUAUUUAAAUUAAAACAAAA